Molecule: messenger RNA, 2108 nt
Organism: Suricata suricatta (meerkat)
Lineage: Eukaryota; Metazoa; Chordata; Mammalia; Carnivora; Herpestidae
Gene: GSK3A
Product: glycogen synthase kinase 3 alpha
Exons: 13
Coding region: 1-1485 (494 amino acids)
Biological process (GO): extrinsic apoptotic signaling pathway in absence of ligand; insulin receptor signaling pathway; regulation of neuron projection development
Cellular component (GO): nucleus; cytoplasm; cytosol
Molecular function (GO): protein serine/threonine kinase activity; ATP binding
Source: RefSeq, a predicted model, not a curated record
AUGCGUCGGCUGACUUACUGCUCGGGACUCGUUCCUGACGUGCAGCGCGACCCGUCAUCCCCCGCGGUGAACUCUGAAGCCUUUGCAGACUCCAUUUCCCGGCGUGCCUCGCGGCUCUCUGUGCGGACCGAGGGCGGCGACGGCGGCGCGGCCUCCGGCCCAGGCGGCAGCGGCGGUGGGAAGGCGUCAGUCGGAGCAAUGGGUGGGGGCGUGGGGGCCUCAAGCUCCGGGGGUGGCCCCAGCGGCAGCGGCGGCGGAGGCAGCGGCGGCCCCGGUGCGGGCACUAGCUUCCCGCCGCCCGGAGUGAAGCUGGGCCGUGACAGCGGGAAGGUGACCACAGUGGUAGCAACUCUAGGCCAAGGCCCAGAGCGCUCCCAGGAGGUGGCUUACACAGACAUCAAAGUGAUUGGCAAUGGCUCGUUUGGGGUCGUGUACCAGGCACGGCUGGCUGAGACCAGGGAACUGGUGGCCAUCAAGAAGGUUCUCCAGGACAAGAGGUUCAAGAACCGAGAGCUGCAGAUAAUGCGUAAGCUGGACCACUGCAAUAUUGUGAGGCUGAGAUACUUUUUCUACUCCAGUGGGGAGAAGAAAGACGAGCUUUAUCUAAAUCUGGUGCUGGAAUACGUGCCCGAGACAGUGUACCGGGUGGCCCGCCAUUUCACCAAGGCCAAGUUGACCAUCCCUAUCAUCUAUGUCAAGGUGUACAUGUACCAGCUCUUCCGGAGCUUGGCCUACAUCCACUCCCAGGGCGUGUGUCACCGCGACAUCAAGCCCCAGAACCUGCUGGUGGACCCCGACACUGCUGUCCUCAAGCUCUGUGAUUUUGGCAGCGCAAAGCAGUUGGUCCGGGGGGAGCCCAACGUCUCCUACAUCUGCUCUCGCUACUACCGGGCCCCGGAGUUGAUCUUCGGAGCCACUGAUUACACCUCGUCCAUUGAUGUGUGGUCAGCUGGCUGCGUACUGGCUGAGCUGCUCCUGGGCCAGCCCAUCUUCCCUGGGGACAGUGGGGUAGACCAACUGGUGGAGAUCAUCAAGGUGCUGGGAACACCAACCCGGGAACAGAUCCGAGAGAUGAACCCCAACUACACGGAGUUCAAGUUUCCCCAGAUUAAAGCUCACCCCUGGACAAAGGUGUUCAAAUCUCGAACGCCGCCGGAGGCCAUCGCGCUCUGCUCUAGCCUGCUGGAGUACACGCCGUCCUCGCGGCUGUCCCCUCUGGAAGCCUGCGCCCACAGCUUCUUUGAUGAACUGCGAUGUCACGGAACCCAGCUUCCCAACAACCGCCCGCUUCCCCCCCUCUUCAAUUUCAGUCCUGGCGAACUCUCCAUCCAACCAUCUCUCAACGCCAUUCUCAUCCCUCCUCACUUGAGGUCCCCAGCGGGCACUGCCACCCUCACUCCAUCCUCACAAGCUUUAAGUGAGGCUCAGACCGGCUCGGAAUGGCAGUCGACCGAUGCCACAGCCCCCCUCACUAACUCUUCCUGAGGGCCCCACCAGCUACCCUCCCAUCUGGGAGCCUCCAGUGGGGCUGGGAAGGGGGACCAUAGCCCAUCAAGCUCCUGACCUGGCUGGGCCCCUAGACUAGAGGGCAGAGGUAAAUGAGUCCCUGUCCCUACCUCCAGUCCCUCUCUCACCAGCCUCACCGUAUGGUGGGCUUUUUAAGAGGAUUUUAACUGGUUGUGGGGAGGGAAGAGAAGGAAGGACAGGGGGUUGGAGGCAUGAGGACCUCCUGCCCCCUUGGCCCCCUCCCCUCCUCCCAGGCCUACACUCCUCCAACCCCCUUCCUCUCCUGUGUCCCUUGUAAAUAGGACCAGACCAGCCCGUCUACUCCCCCCUUCCCUGCUUCCCCUUCCCCCUCGGGUGUAAAUAGAUUGUUAUAAUUUUUUUCUUAAAGAAAACGUCGAUUCACACCGUCCAACCUGGCCCGUUCCCCUUCUACAGCUGUAUCCCCCCUCCUGUCCUCUGCCCUGAAGGUCUCCUCCCUCCUCUCCCAACCCUGGAGGGCUGGGGACGGGGUGGGCAGGGGGAGUUCCUGAAGUCUUAGUUUCCACAGUAAGGUUUGCCUGUGUACAGACCUCCGUUCAAUAAAUUAUUGGCAUGAAAACCUG